This is a messenger RNA of Phaeodactylum tricornutum CCAP 1055/1, 2058 nucleotides long. RefSeq lists its product with no specific name. The transcript is spliced from 4 exons. Gene Ontology annotation, biological process: retrograde protein transport, ER to cytosol; autophagosome maturation; mitotic spindle disassembly. The record is from RefSeq and is a predicted model, not a curated record. Gene Ontology annotation, molecular function: polyubiquitin modification-dependent protein binding; ATP binding; ATP hydrolysis activity. Gene Ontology annotation, cellular component: VCP-NPL4-UFD1 AAA ATPase complex; nucleus; cytosol. Lineage: Eukaryota; Bacillariophyta; Bacillariophyceae; Surirellales; Neidiaceae. The coding region runs from base 1 to 2058 and encodes 685 amino acids.
AUGGUCAAGGUAGUUCCUUUGCAUGCGGCGGAUCACGAAGAAUCCCGGUCGGGAGAUCUGGUGCUCCUCCAAGCAAAGGAACCACCUAAAGUUAAGGCCGUUACCUUUGCGCCGGUUGAAGACAGUCUCAAGCAGUUGGAAUCGGCGGAAGGAGGCGACGAAAUUGCGGAGGAAGAAUUGCAAGCCAGGUUUGUCCAACCAUACGUGGACAAUCCACAACAAGCCAUGGUCAAGAAAGGCCUCUUACUAAUGCUCCGGGAUGAAAACAACAAGGCGCUAGAAUUCAUGGUGACACAUAUCGAUACGGAAAAUGAUGCUAGUGAAAGUAAAGCCUCUGAAGUCAUCAUGGGAAGCUCGACACCACGUCUCGAAGUUGGACUAGGCUAUGACUCCGUCGGAGGCCUCGAUUCAGCGAUUCAGCUCAUGCGUGAGCUGAUCGAACUUCCGUUGCGUUUUCCCGAAUUGUGGACGACUGCUGGUGUACCUACGCCGAAGGGAGUUUUGCUGCAUGGCCCUCCUGGGUGUGGGAAAACGCUCAUUGCGAAUGCUUUGGUGGAAGAGACGGGAGCGCAUGUCGUCGUUAUCAACGGCCCGGAAAUUAUGGCACGCAAAGGAGGAGAGAGCGAAGCAAAUCUUCGCCAAGCCUUCGAAGAAGCCAUCGAAAAGGCUCCGUCGAUCAUAUUCAUGGAUGAGCUUGACUCAAUUGCACCGAAGCGAGACCAGGCGCAGGGUGAAACGGAAAAACGCGUCGUGUCACAAUUGCUAACCUUGAUGGACUCGCUGAAACCCAGUUCAAAUGUCAUGGUCAUCGGUGCCACAAACCGCCCCAACGUAAUCGAGUCGGCUCUCCGUCGUCCCGGUCGUUUUGAUCGUGAACUAGAGAUUGUCAUUCCCGAUGAGGAUGGCCGCCAUACCAUUUUGAAGAUUAAGACGAAGGACAUGAAAAUUAGCGCUGACGUUGACCUAUUCCAAAUCGCUCGUGACACACACGGAUACGUGGGUGCGGACUUGCAGCAACUUACAAUGGAAGCUGCUUUGCAAUGUAUUCGUUCCAACAUUGCAAAUAUGGAUGUGGACAGCGAGGAACCUAUUCCUGAAGAGAUUCUCGAUACGUUGGAAGUCACUAACGAUCAUUUUAUUUACGCGCUAAGUGUGUGCGAUCCCAGUACCCUUCGCGACAACAAGGUGGAGAUUCCAAACGUGAAAUGGGAAGAUAUUGGUGGUUUGGAGGAGACCAAACGUGAACUACAAGAAAUGGUUCGGUAUCCGAUCGAGCAUCGGCAUCUUUUUGAGCGCUUCGGAAUGCAAGCCUCUCGUGGGGUUUUAUUUUACGGCCCACCUGGUUGCGGAAAGACGUUGAUGGCCAAGGCUAUCGCUAACGAAUGUGGCGCCAACUUCAUUUCCGUGAAAGGCCCCGAACUUUUGAAUGCUUGGUUUGGAGGAUCCGAAGCCAACGUUCGUAACCUUUUCGACAAGGCCCGUGCCGCCAGUCCGUGCAUUCUUUUCUUUGACGAGAUGGAUUCAAUCGCGCGUGCUCGCGGAGCGGGUGGUAGUGGCGGUUCCGAAACUAGUGAUCGUGUCAUUAACCAAAUCCUCUCCGAAAUCGACGGCAUGGGAUCGGGCAAAACGCUUUUCAUUAUUGGAGCGACGAAUCGUCCCGAUAUUCUGGAUCCCGGUAUCAUGCGUCCUGGGCGAUUGGAUCAACUGAUUCACAUUCCGCUACCGGACCAUGAUUCGCGUGUUUCAAUCUUUAAGGCCAAUCUACGAAAGAGUCCUAUCGACGAAGAGGUCAAUAUGAAACAGCUGGCAGACGCUACUGAAGGGUUUUCGGGAGCUGACAUAACUGAGAUUUGUCAACGAGCCGCCAAGAAUGCUAUUCGAGACAGCAUAACAGCCGCACACUUUGAAGCUUCCAUGAGCAAGGCGCGACGUUCGGUAGGCCCCGAAAUUGUAAAACAGUACGAAGAUUUUACUGCCAAGAUAAAGCAACAAUGGAGUAGCUCCGGUGCCGAAGCCGUACCACUACGACAAAAACAUCUCUUCCCAAAAGAGGUCUAA